Microdochium trichocladiopsis is the source of this 2495-nucleotide messenger RNA. Its product is annotated as C2H2 finger domain protein. The record is from RefSeq and is a predicted model, not a curated record. The transcript has 5 exons. NCBI's taxonomy places the organism in Eukaryota, Fungi, Ascomycota, Sordariomycetes, Xylariales, Microdochiaceae. The coding region runs from base 1 to 2205 and encodes 734 amino acids.
AUGCCCCGCCGCCAGCGCUCACGUAAAGAUGAGUACGACUCGGACGAUUCCUUCUCGCCCGAGGAUGUCUUCGACGUGGAUGAAGAAGCGUCCGAUGCCGAGUCCGACAUCACUGAGGUCGACCCUUUCGACGAUGUCGACUGUCAUGUCGACGUCGAGGAUCUUGCAGACCUCCUCGGCGCCGCCCACCCGCCAGAGUUCUACCAACGCAUCGCGGAACAGGUUGAUGACAGCGACUUGGACACGCAAGACUACAGUCCGGGGACAGAGAGACUUCUCGAUGCGGUCGAGGACCAUUGGCAGCGCUUUUGCAGAGGGAACGGAUUCGGUGAUCCAUGCAGACGCCUCAAAUCGAUCUACCUCGGCAUCCUCGUCAGUUUCUUCACAUGGCGCCUCGACCUCAAGACUGGCAAGGACGACAGGAAGAUAAAGGGCAUCAAGACUGCCAGCUCACUCGGCACGAACUGGAAGGUCUUCCGUCUGGUCUACGAGAAAGCGGUGGGCGCGAAGCUCGACCCGAAACUGAACCGCCAGAUGCACAAGGUCCUACGUAGACUGGCCAAGGACUACAAGCUGAGCACGAAGAAACGAGAGAACCGCUGCAUGACGAUCGACGACCUCAAGGAGCAGAUCGAGACAACGGUGAGCACGCCAGAAAAGUCGUUCGACCUCGGCGAGCUCCGUAUCCUCAUGGUCCUGUUUCUCCUCCUGCUUGCUCCAGCCGGUUCCCGCCCUAUGGCCAUCCUGCGGCUACGGUUCGGAGACAUCCGGGUCGUGCUGGCAAGAGACCCCGAGGGGGGCCCUCACAAGCUUCUUCUCCAGUUCACACCCGAGUUUACCAAGACCUACCUCGGUACCAAGGACGCCAAGACGUUCACCGUCCCCGAGACUCUGUUUGAUCCGACCUUGCUCCUCAGCCCCGAUGCCUUCCUCUUGGGCAUCCUGUUCCGCCAUCGAGCCUUCCGAGCCUUCCGAGCACCCGACUUCGUCUCGGCGUCGCAGCUUGUCGGCUUAGACAUCUACCCCGGUGAGCGGGAGCUUCGUCUGCCCCUCCGACGGGAUCUGGACGACGUGCCCCUGUUUCGCCGCGCUGUCAAGACGUUGACCGGCUUUGAGAUGUCGCCGACGGAACCCAUCACGUAUAGUAUGAUGGCGGGAUGGAUCAAGAAGAUCGGCGAGCUCCUGGGCCGGCUCUACCCCACCAUCUGCUACAACCUGCGCUACAAUGCGGGCAACGAGCUCGACGGGAGCCCCUACGCCAGUGAUGCCAUCCGUAACCUGGCGCUUGACCACAACAGCUCGGUCCCGUUCCAGAAGCACUACCUCGGACGCCAACUGCGUCUGGAUACGUGGGCAAUUAUCCGGGGCCAGGAGCCGCAGCAGGCGCUGCUCAAGCAGGCCUGCAGCAUCGGCCACGCGAACAGCAAGCGGCGACCGACAGAGUUGACUGCUGAGCAGUUGGCGUCCGUCAACACCGACCCCCGCAUCAGGAAGCUGGAGGAGGAGGUAAAACGACUGCCGCAUAGAUCGGAAGAACGGCAGAAAGCUGUUCGAGCGGUGAGGAGCGAGAAGCAGAGACUGAAGAGAGCCUUGCUGGAACGAACCAAAGUCGAAUGGACGGACGAGCAAGCCGUGGAAGAUAUCCAAAACCAACUCCAGGGCCUCGGGUUCUCAAAGUCUAUGGACGUGGACACGGCCUCCGCACCUCAACGCCCAGCACAGAAACGCCUUGUUGAUGCGUUGACCGCGCCGGUGGAUGAUACUCUCGAAGGGUACUACAGACGCAGGGCCAACCUUAUCGACGCGAUUGUUGCCUACUGCGGCGUGGCAGAAGGCCGCACCGCACGCAGAACCAAUGUAUCGGCAGCAAAGAAGCAGGUCCCAAGUCCCGGUUCUCCCUCCCCCGAAGAGAGCCCUUUGAAGGCCGCCAUGCUGUCCGUAUUCAUCGAAAACGAGCAGGAGCGGCCGAGGAGGUGCUUCCUGUGUAUUGGUGCUGCGCUCACUCUGGGCCCGGACGACCCUCACGUGCAAAAGCUCACCAGUGAAUUCUACACUUCAGGUGACCUGUCUAAGCAUUUUCGUCGACGGCAUCUCAAACUUUUGCCCGACAAUGCCAAGCCGCGAUGUGAGGUGUGUGACUUCGAUUUGACGUGUAAGAUGCAUUUACAGAGCCAUGCGAUGAAGGUCCAUGGUACGGUGUCUUAGAGCUUCUUUCCUUCAAAUAGAACAAGUACUAUUAGGCAGACUAGCAGGGCUAUUGCGUACAGUUUGUUUACUAGUUAGUGGAACGCUGGUGGCAGGGAUUCCUUCAAGGGGCGGGUUUUGGCCAUCACCUGACAGGGCAGGGCCGCAGAAGCGGAAGAGCAUCAUUCCCCGAACUGAGCCAACCACAGGUCUAUGCCGAACUUUUCGAGAGCUCUGGACGCAUUUGAACAUGCUAUAUUGCCAUACUCAUACAUGCCGUAUCUGUCUAGAUGUAUCUGUCUGCAGUUCCC